Messenger RNA from Hyaloscypha bicolor E, 2790 nucleotides. RefSeq lists its product as uncharacterized. NCBI's taxonomy places the organism in Eukaryota, Fungi, Ascomycota, Leotiomycetes, Helotiales, Hyaloscyphaceae. The transcript is spliced from 2 exons. The coding region runs from base 1 to 2790 and encodes 929 amino acids. The record is from RefSeq and is a predicted model, not a curated record.
AUGUCGUCGCGGUUUUCUUUACAGAAACCGUAUGUGGUGGCAUCCCUACCGAGGCCCAUUGAUCGUUCGAAUGGGCGUUAUGUUGUCGGUGAGGUUUAUGGAGGGGUGCCGGGCUUGAAGAAGAGGAAGAGGUCAGAGCUGGCUGUUGGCAUUGAUGGAGAGGGCGUGAACUUAUAUGAUGUCUCGGCAUCGAAAUUGAUCACGUCCUACGCACUCCCUCCACAAUCACUCUUCACCUGCUCCCCAACCUCUCUGAGGACCAGAGCUUCGAAGGGUGCAAUUGAACGCCGUACUUAUGUCUCAACAAUUGGGCCAUUCCCUCAAAUCACUCUGUUUUCCGAGCUUGCCGAAGGUUCCACCCCCACACGGUCUUCCACUGCUACUUGCAAAGUCGAGAGUUCCCAGCAGCCGAUCAUAUACAUGGGAACAGUCACAGCUAUUCGGAGUUCUGACGAGGCUGUGGGUACCUCGGACUUACUUGUGGUUAAGAAAGAUGGGGAAAUACAGUGCUAUGAUGGGAAUACUCUUCGGGGAAGGUGGACAUCUCCUCCCAGUGCUUUGGUGCGGGAAUUUGCAACACCACUUAGAGAAUCUGAGGUCGAAUUUGCACAUCUCACAAAUGCACACUCAGCGAGUCAGGGAGUUCUGAGAGGGCGCCAGGAUGUCUUUGCGCUGUUCCCCCAGGAAAUUACCGAAGAGGGAUUUAACCCAGAGAUACUCGUCAUCGUCACAAAAUCAAAAGAUUCCACCCACCGGACUUUACAUAUCGUCAGUCUGCCAAGAAGAUCAAUGGUGAAACAGAACGAUCUCAAACACUCCGUUGACUCUCUCUUGGCUGUGGAGAUACCCUCCAACGCAUCAGCAAAGACUCCUACUGACACACCGUCAUGCUUCAGUAUCCAAGUUUCUGCUGGGAUCCUGCAAGUACUAGAAGAAGAGGUUCUAACGACCUUCGACCUCAGCGAUACUCUGCCUAAAAUUCAGUCUGUCCUCGUGUCCGUUGGAGCUCAAUCAUUCAUGCGAUUGUCCGGCACAUCGAUUAUGGUCUCCUCUGAUCACUCUAUUAACGUGUAUAAUCCAAAAUAUCAGUCUAGACUUGCAACAAUCGAGUUAGAUCUGGGAUCGAAUAACGAUUCUCUCAAGAGAAAACGGGAUUCGUCCGAGGCCAUCAACCGAAAUCCAAGCAGCUCUUGCAGGUUCGCUACCUACUUUCAAAGGAUUGGAGUGGCAGUUGCGGUCUCAGAUAACAACCUUCUCGCUAUACACGUCGAAGGGCAACAUGAUUCUAGCGGGAAACUGCGUGCUGCAGGUCUUCUGAUAGAUUCUAUUGGUCGCUCCGUGAAGGCACAUGAGCGUCCAGGGAGGGCUAGAGGUGAAUCUAAGAAGUCAAUCUCGCUUGGCUGUAAGACGUUCGACGCAUAUCUUCCGGGUUCAAUUGGAGACACGAAGUGGGAGAAACAAAAGGCUGGGGCAGAGGAUUUAUUUUCGGAGAAUAAUACGGUAGAAUUUGAUACGCUCAUGGUAUCCCACCUCCAAGGUCGAACGCCAAUGGCCAAUGGAUCCCAUUUUAAAGAGGGAAAUGCGAAAUCACACGACAAGAGACUUCAAGCCAGGGGAUGCCAUCCAGGCGUUGACCGACGAUGGGUCUUAUUUGCUCUGAGCAAGAUCUUCACCAUAUCUGAGACGGAAGCUGGGGAGUACUCACUGAACAUAUUAUUCUACCCUCCGGAUACAUUCAUGUGGCUUAUAACAAAUGGGUACCUGACUAUCACCAACAUCGAGUCUGCGUUGAGAAGCAACGGAACAACUGUACUCUCCAUCGCACCUGGGCAGUUAAUCAAUGCGGUUGUUGAAAUAGACCCAGACAUGGAUCUUCUCCUGGCGCUACUUAGCAAGAAUUACUUGGGGACAGCGGAACUCCUCCAUGCCAUUCGGAAACUUAUGGCGAGUCUUGGUCUAUUAGGAGAGAAUCCAAGCACUAAACGAGGACUUCUUACAAACGGGGGCGACCUAGAAUCCGCAGAGGGUAUCGAAGAGCAACUGACGAAGUUGGAAGCAGAAGCAGAGCAAGACCUGGAGCUUGCAGAAUACCAAUUGGGACCCGGUUCAGGCAUUCGAUCAGACGCGUUGAGUUUGGCUCUCUCCAAGCUGUACAAGUGUCCGAAUAGCGCGAUUAUACACGGUCUCCAGACCACGUUCACUAGUCAGGAAAUCGUGGGCCUCGUCUAUCUACUUCGAUUUGAACUCUCCAAGGGAUCCUGGAUCACGAGAUAUUUGGAACCAGAUCAAGGAGAGAUUGUGGAUGCCGACGCAGAGGUGCCAGACAAUGCAAUCAUCCUGAUAUCGAGUCUCCUGAACAACUGUGUGGAUGCUGUUGGAGCUGGUGGAUGGUUGACUGGCGAAGCAAGAUUGGUGGACGGCGAUCCUUUCGAGGCCGAAGAUUUAAUUUCAAGUCUCAAGCUUGAGGUCAGCGCUGCGUUGGAAGGUAUCGAAGAGGCAGUCUAUCUGAAGGGAUUGACAUCAGAAAUGAUCCGAUAUGGCGAUGGUGUUCAAGCGGCUUUGCCAAAGCCUGCAUCGGAUUCUCAUACUGAGAAGCGGAGCAAGCCGAUCAUUCUUCCCUUUGUGGAUCAGGACAUCAGGACAUUGCCACUGGGGCUGAAGGCGGAAAAACAGAUCUCGCUUCUCAAAGUGGCUGCAGGAGGGGCGGUCCACAAACGCACGAGGCGAGACAUCGGAUAUCUCAAGAGCCAAAAGGUUGGGAAGUAUUCUCGGGAGAGAAUCAUCAUUUGA